Molecule: messenger RNA, 4043 nt
Organism: Hemibagrus wyckioides
Lineage: Eukaryota; Metazoa; Chordata; Actinopteri; Siluriformes; Bagridae
Product: Transmembrane protein 263-B-like
Exons: 3
Coding region: 136-534 (132 amino acids)
Source: RefSeq, a predicted model, not a curated record
AAAACAUAGGUAGAAGGUCUUAGGCAAUAUUUUGUGCAGUUGCUUAUUUUUAUGUAUUAACUCUUGCGCGUCCUUCAUUUUGUUUCUGUUAUAGACGCGCUAUAAACAUCCCUAGUAUUCCCCGUGACUUCAGUUAUGAAGGGCCCGAGCACCGACAGCGGCGAGAUGGACGUAAUGGACGAGAGUGCUACGUCACCCGCCGAUCCCAACAGCGACGACCUACCACCGUACCUGCGUGAAGAUCCACCAGAAGAUUUGGACAAGGACCAUCCAAAGAGUGAAGGGGGUGUGGUCUGGAAAAUGACAGGCGGCCUCUUUAACCUGACCAAAGGAGCAGUGGGUGCCACUCUCGGAGGAGUGGCCUGGGUGGGCAGCAAAAGCUUCGAGUUGACCAAAGCGGCCGUGACGAGCGUCCCGGCAGCUGGGGUGGGAUUGGUCAAGGGCAGCGUCUCUGUGGUAACUGGCGGAGUCGGCGCAGUCGGGUCAGCCGUGGCCGGUAAAGUCACGACGAAGAAGAAAGACAAAUCAGAUUAGCAUGGCUCGACGGCUUGUUGCACGUUUACUUCGACAUUUCCGUUACUGUCUGAGCAGGUGUGCGGUCACUUGGUGGGGUCUAAGCAUUACCAAACAGUACAAGACGCUGAACCUGAUCUGCUUUGCUGGCCGAAGUUGCCCUCUUGUGCCUCACGUUACAAACACAGUUAGCACUACAAAAAUAAAAGGCAAAAAGGGGCAACUUCUGCGUUUACUGCUGGUCUGCGUCUGAUGAUUGAGCUCUCCUACUGUUUAUUUGUCUGAUAAGAAAAUGUUCUGUAUUGUUUGUUUAUUUUUGCUUUGUAAUAUUAGCGCUGACGGACACGACUUUGAGGAGACAUAAAAUCACACAUCCAUUAUGAAUUAUACAUCCAGUCUUUAAAAAAAGAAGAUCAAAUGUGAAUUUAUGGUGUGAUUGUACAUUAGGACCGAACAGUGUGAAUCUGAGUAUUACUAGAUUUCUCUCUCUCUCGCUCUCUCUCUCUCUCUAAAAAUUUUCAGAUCCCAAUCCUGCAAUGCACCUUUUAAUCCUGUAGCUGAUCAUUUUCAUGAAAAAAAAAAAAAAACCUGUAUCUGUUCCAUACACAUCACAUUUAUUGUCUGGUAUCUUCAUGCCUUUGACUGAAGGAAGGAAUAUCGGGACACUGUGUUUAUGUUUCCUGAAAUCCCGCUGAACCGCAAGAGACCAGUGCUGUAGGAUUGUGAAAAAUAUAUAUUGGGAUAUUUUACUUUUAGGUUUGUGAUGAAUGAGUACGAGACGCAGAAUGUUAUUUCUAGGCUUUUCAUCAGUCAUAGGGAAAAAAAGAAAAGUCACUCCAGACAUUUUCAUAUUACAAUAAUUGUCUAAACGUUUAUUUUGAUUGUUGAUAUCAUGCUAUCUGCACCUGCGCAGACUUAGUAAGCUGACUAGCAUGGCUGAUGGCAAGCUAGCUAAAAAAUAUAUAUAUAUAUAUUUAGCUAGAAACACUGUAUUGCCAAAAGUAUUGGGACACCUGCCUUUCCAUGCACAUGAAUGUAAUAUGGAGUUGUCCCGCCCUUUACAGCUGUAACAGCUUCAACUCUUCUGGGAAGGCUUUCCACAAGGUUUAGGAGUGUGUUUAUGGGAAUUUUUGACCGUUCCUCUAGAAGCACAUUUGUGAGGUCACACUGAUGGUGGACGAGAAGGUCUGGCUCACAGUCUCCACUCUAAUUCAUCCCAAAGGUGUUCUAUGGGGUUGAGGUCAGGACUCUGUGCAGGCCAGUCAAGUUCCUCCACACCAAACUCACUCAUCCAUGUCUUUAUGGACCUUGCUUUGGUCACUGGUGUACAGUCAUGUUGGAACAGGAAGGGGUCAUCCCCAAACUGUUCCCACAAAGAGCAUGAAAUUGUCCAAAAUGUCUUGGUAUGAAGCUGAAGCAUUAAGAGUUCCUUUCACUGGAACUAAGUGGCCGAGUCCAACCCCUGAAAAGCAACACCUGAAUUCAAUGAUUUGGAGGGGUGUCCCAAUACUUCUGGCAAUACAGUGUAUGUGACAUUUUCCUGUUAAAAGUAGUUGUAUGUAAAGGCGUUCUAAUUACAUGACCCACAGAUCUUUAGUUCAGUUAGUAAAUCUGCAAGUCUCUCCCAAAUACAAUCCAUUCGUUCCAAUCACAAUUCCAAAUUUACAUCUCCGCGGUUUUCCGUGCGAUCAGGAAUCGUAAAUGAGGUGCGUUUAUGAAUCCAACGCUUCCAGCUCCAACACUUUUGUUGUUUUGUUCACGAGUGUUUUAAAAUCUUCUAACAUUUUAUCAUUAAACAGCAGACUGCUACUAGGAACUACUUUUACCAGGGAUGUUAAUUAGCUCAGACACAUGCUUGGAAAAUUCCAGAAUAAUGAAUAUCAAGAACGUGAAUCGGAGUGUAAUAGAGCGCAGUGCUGUUUAGUGCUAACCAAAAAGUGCAACGUCACCAUGAAUUUAAACAUGCAAAAAAAAAAAACUGAAGAUGCUUUUCAGACUCAAAUAACAUCUUUAUGUAUGACAAGGGAGCUCCACAGCUCAUAACCAAAAUGCUACCCAAAGACUUUCUGCCUUUUGGUUUCAUUCCCCAGAGACGUUAUGAGGAGAGGAGAAAGAUUCAAGCACUGUUUUAUUUUCCAGAUCCUGCAUUAUUGCAGCUAACUGACGCUGUUUAGUCUCGGUUCUUCAGCCUCCUGUAAAGAGCGAUGUCUUACCCGGUGAUAGCUGAUCCACCUAAUGUCAGUUUGGGGGAUUUUUUUUUGAUUUUUUAAAAUAUAUGAUCGAUGUCAUUUGUAACCGAAUUAAAACUCUAGAUGUAUUCAGUUUAGCUUAUCAUAAAAAAGCUUGCCAGAUAUUUUUAUUUGCACAAAUAAUUGCUAGACACCUAGUGUGAGAUCUUGUGUCUGCGUUCUGUCUGUUGGAGAUUUCUACUGAUACUCAGCUGUUUACACUGUGUAAAUAUUCAUCAUGGAUUCUGUAAUCCUCCUGAUACAAGUAACAGGAAAUGAAGAAAAAAAAUAUGAUUUUUAUAAAACGCCUAUGGUGAAUUAAUGCUAAAUAAAAGGUUAAGGCAGUGAGCUGACACUUUUUACUCACGGUUACUCUGAUAAAAAGCGAUCACUUGCCUGGUGGGCUAGGUAACACAUCCCGGCACCACCAAACUACCACUGCUGGGCCCUUAUGCAAGGCCCCUAACCCUAUUCUGUCUCAGUUGUAAGGAAUGAGGUAGAAGCUGAAAUCUCUGUUACGGGUCAACAUGCAGAUUUACGACUUCCUAAACUAUUGAUCUGUAAUUCGUUAAAUUGCGCCCGCCAUUACUUCUAACAGGAAAUGACCUCGAUGUGCAUCCCAAAAACUGCUCAUCAACAUCACCAUCACGUGUGGGAUAUUGUGUCACGUUUUUUUAUCAGCAGAUUCUGUCCUGGCACGUUUACAGGACCCCACACUGACCCUCUGUAACUCUGGACCCUGUGUAAUACUGAAGAGAAAUUAGUUUGGGGAUUUUUUUCAGUUCAUGGCUGUUUAGUUGGAUUUAAUUAAGCGUCUCGUCUGCGUGGAACAAAAUCCGUAAAGGUGUAAGAGAAAUCAGGUGGAGCGUGUGGAGGGAGAUGUAGUUACAGGAUGGGGGAAUGUGAGAGUUUAAAGCUGAAAAUCCAGCAGAAGCCCAUUUUUCUGUGUUUUCUAUCUACUGCAGUUUACAGAGAAUUUCUACAUGAUGUUUAUGUCACUGUCUCUUUCUUUCUUUCUUUCUUUCUUUCUUUCUUUCUUUCUUAUUAUUUAUCGUGUGUUAUUAUUUGCAUCUGCACAGCUCCUAGCUGCUCAUGGUGUGCUGCAUGCCCCUCCCUGCUCCGUGCCGGUCAGCUCACUCCUCCUCUUUAUCCAUCUCCAUCAUUGUGCUGAGUGACCUGUUUGUGUCGGAGGCUCUGUUACUCGAAACUGAACUGUAGAAAAGUCGAUUUUUUUGUCUAUUAUAGAACUAUUUUUGCUAAAUCGAUGCUGUAUUCUACGAUUAAAAGCAAUUCUGUAUUUUA